Molecule: messenger RNA, 654 nt
Organism: Glarea lozoyensis ATCC 20868
Lineage: Eukaryota; Fungi; Ascomycota; Leotiomycetes; Helotiales; Helotiaceae
Product: Galactose-binding protein
Exons: 2
Coding region: 1-654 (217 amino acids)
Cellular component (GO): nucleus
Source: RefSeq, a predicted model, not a curated record
AUGUCUUCUCACUGUCACGACGAACACGAUCAUUCUGGACAUGACCAUAGCGAAGGAGGUCACGAUCACUCCGAUGAUAUUACUCCAGCUCUCCAAUACUCCUUGUACCAGCACAUCAACUUUGACGAAAUAACCACAUUCAAUGAGGAAGAACCGCACUCGGGGAAAGCUAUUGUAAAGAAGACAUGGGCAGAGCGAUUGCAGGAUGAACCAGAGUUAGCAAGCGAUGCCGAUGAGCAGCUUUUAAUGCGCAUACCCUUCACAGGCCAGGUAAAACUGCACUCAAUCCUCAUACGCACCUCACCCUCCUCGUCCGCACCACAAACCCUAAAAGUCUUCAUCAAUCGCGAUGAUCUCGAUUUCGCGACCGCCAGUGAUCUAGCGCCUACGCAAGAAUUCUCCCUCUCCCAGACCUCCGAAAUUCAAGAUAUUGCUGUCAAAAGGGCCCUGUUUGGGAAGGUACAGAGCAUAACGUUGUUUGUGGAGGAUAAUUACGGAGAUGAUGUGAGUCGGAUAAGCUACCUAGGCUUCAAGGGCGACUGGAUGCAGUUGGGAAGGGCUCCUACGAAUAUUCUCUACGAGGCCGCUGCGAAUCCGAAUGACCACAAGAUCAAAGGCACGAGUGUAAAUCAGAUGGGCAGUCGACUUGGUUAG